Molecule: messenger RNA, 843 nt
Organism: Habropoda laboriosa
Lineage: Eukaryota; Metazoa; Arthropoda; Insecta; Hymenoptera; Apidae
Product: oxidized low-density lipoprotein receptor 1
Exons: 5
Coding region: 1-843 (280 amino acids)
Source: RefSeq, a predicted model, not a curated record
AUGAAGCGUAAAGUAUCUCUCUGCUUGUUCAACUUGUUGCUCCUGAAAUUAUGUAUGGGAAUUCCAGACGGCCUGGAUUCUGUGUCUGUCACAAAUCCGUUCAACGUUUCGAUGAUUGAAGCUCAAGGACCAUGGAGCGAAAUUCUGGAAAAUUGGAUCGUUUCUGACACAAAGUUGGCGAGAACGUCGAAGGUGAUGAAGUUGGGAGAGAAAAGUUUGACUGUAUCUAGCAAAAUAUCAACGCCGAAUAAACGAGAAGUCUCUGAGACCGACUUGUAUUUGCUUGGCGCCAUAGAGAAGCUCGUCUACAGAGUGGACUUCCUAGAGAAUCGAUUGAGAAGAGCAGAAGAGCUACUGUACUAUGUGAUUUCUGGAAACAUCAAUAAAAAGGAAUCCUGCCCCUCUAAUUACACCAAAAUCGGUCAGAAUUGCUACCACUUCAGUAACCGUGACUUCGAUUGGAAGUCUUCAGCCAGCCUUUGCCGAGGAAUGGGCGGUCAUUUGCUGGAAUUCGAUACGAACGACGAGAAACGAGAUCUACUGGCCAGUUUACAAACUAAUUCCAAGUUAAAGGGUAAAACUUUCUGGACGGGGGGUUUAAAUCCGGGUCUGCUUUGGAUCUGGGCAAGUAGCGCCAAACCGGUUUAUCAGAACACCAAGCAAACUGUGCCUGGUGAUGGCAGGUGCUUAAAAUUGGCCUUCAACGCAACAUCCAGGCUGUACACAUACCAAAGCGAUGAUUGCGGCGCAAGACACAGAUACGCAUGCAAAUUAAACGUAGACGACGAGUCCGCGAACAAGAUUGAGAAAACCGCGCGAAUGUUGAUGAGUGGAGAAGAUUAG